CCUUCGCAAAAAGGAAGAGAGGGGUUCCCCUUUUGGCCCUGGACCAGUGACUUUGCUGUUUCUUCCUUGGAGAGACCUGGCUUUGGGCGAUGGGGGGAUAAGGGGAUUAGAGUAGUGGCUCUCGUAGGGUGGUCUGAGGGGCCCUGUGGGUCCGAAGAUCCUUUCAAAACUAGUUUCAUAGUAAUGGUAGGAUUUCGUUUCCCUUUCUUACUCUCGCUGAAAUUUUCCAGAGAACUGAUGUGUGAUGACGUCAUCGCUCUCAUGACUAAAGGAAUGUGUGCUUGUAUUGUGUUUUCCAGAAUUUCCUAAGCUUUCCGAAAGUUCCACAUUUGUUGAAAACUACAAACAAACAUAUCCAAGAAUCCCAGUGAAUGCCAAGCAGCAUAAACACAAAGAAAACCACAUCAAGGCACUGCAGAAUCAAAUUUCUCAAAACUAGUGAUACAGAGAAAAUCUUAAGUUAAGACUAAUCACUGGUUUCUCAUCAAAAACAAUGCAAACCAGAAGAUGGUGGAACAACAUCUUUAAAGCAUUGGAAGAAUGCUUUCAACCCAGAAUUUUAUAUCCAGUGAAAAUGUCAUUCAAAGAUGAAGGCAAAAUAAAGACAUUUCAGAUAAGCUAAAGCCAAGAGCAUUCAUCACUAGUGACCUUGUACCACAAGGAAUGCUAAAAGAAGUUCUUCAGGUUAAAGGAAAAGGAUACCAGAUGGACACAAGAAUCUAUGCAAAGGAAUGAAGAGUACCAGAAAUGUUUUCUGACAUCAGAAGUGGGAUCCAAAGAAGACCCUCAACAACUCUGAGGCCAGUGAGCAACCACGUGCUGGUACCCACUGGGUCCAUUGAGCUCACCACUGUCUUGCCAACCUUGCAGUCAGCCUGAAUGCUGCUCUCUUUGCAUGUUGAGCUCUUGGAAUUUAUUGUGCAUACCUGUAUUCUGUUUGUUGAAGCUUCUUGAAGAAGAAAGGAAAAAGAAGAAGGCAAAACCUAAAUGGAUAUAGAAAGAUGCAAAAGGCUUUGUACCCUGAGCAAAGGGCUGCUUGCUCCCAGCAGAGGACUGACUCAAGGAUCUCAGAAUCCCGAGAAACAGAGAGUCUUCCACAUUCAUGAAGCAUGUUCACCAAUACAUGUGAAUCAUGUUCGAGAUAAGUUGCGGGAGAUAGUAGGAGCAUCCACAAACUGGAGAGACCACGUGAAAGCAAUGGAGGAAAGAAAAUUACUUCAUAGUUUUUUGGCUACGUCACAGAAAGGACUGCCACCUAGGAGAAUGAAAGACAGUUACAUUGAAGUUCUCUUACCUUUGGGCAGUCAGCCUGAAUUACGAGAGAAAUAUUUGACUGUUCAAAACACUGUAAGGUUUGGCAGGAUUCUUGAGGAUCUUGACAGCUUAGGAGUUCUUAUUUGCUACAUGCACAACAAAAUUCAUUCAGCUAAGAUGUCUCCUUUAUCGAUAGUUACAGCCCUGGUGGACAGGAUUGAUAUGUGUAAGAAAUGCUUAAGCCCAGAACAGGACAUCAAGUUCAGUGGCCAUGUUAGUUGGGUUGGGAAGACGUCCAUGGAAGUGAAGAUGCAUAUGUUCCAGUUACACGACAAUGAAUUUUCCCCUGUUUUGGAUGCGACAUUUGUAAUGGUGGCUCGUGAUUCUGAAAACAAAGGGCCGGCAUUUGUUAAUCCACUCACCCUUGAAAGCCCAGAGGAAGAAGAGCUCUUUAGACAAGGAGAAUUGAACAAGGGGACAAGGGUCGCCUUCAGCUCCAUGUCAUUACUGAAAAUGGCUCCCACUGCUGAGGAGAGGACAACCAUACAUGAGAUGUUUCUUAACACGCUGGAUCCAAAGACUAUAAGUUUUCGAAGUCGAGUUUUGCCUCCUAAUGCAGUGUGGAUGGAGAAUUCAAAACUGAAGAGCUUGGAUAUUUGCCACCCUCAGGAGCGGAACAUUUUCAAUAGAAUCUUUGGUGGUUUCCUUAUGAGGAGAGCAUAUGAACUUGGAUGGGCUACUGCUUGUAACUUCGGUGGUUCCCGACCAUUUAUAGUCACCGUGGAUGAUAUCAUGUUUCAGAAACCUGUUGAGGUUGGAUCAUUGCUGUUUCUUUCUUCGCAGGUUUGCUUUACUCAGGGAAAUUACAUUCAAGUCAGAGUACACAGUGAGGUGGCCUCUCUACAGGAUAAAGAGCAUAUGACCACCAAUGUCUUUCAUUUCACGUUCAUGUCGGAAAAAGAAGUGCCCUUGGUUUUCCCCAGAACAUAUGGAGAGUCCAUGUUGUAUUUAGAUGGGCAGCGGCAUUUCAACUCCAUCAGUGCACCAGUGACCUUGAAAAAGGACUACCUCAUCAAGCCCUAGGAAGACCGCGUUUGUUAAAGGCCAGUGCCCCACAGUGACACAGUGUCUGAUGAAGGCCUGAGCAAGUAUAUUGCUCUUAGUGUUUAUUCUCAUCCUCCAUAGCGAAGAAGGAUGUAUUCAGCUUUUAGGUUGAUCAGAAAAGUAGAAUGAGAGAAUGGCUGGGUGGGGCAGAGGGGGAAAGAAUUAUUGAAUAAUAAAUACUUUCAAGACAGUUUAAA
Balaenoptera acutorostrata (minke whale) is the source of this 2555-nucleotide messenger RNA. RefSeq names its product acyl-CoA thioesterase 9 (gene ACOT9). The record is from RefSeq and is a predicted model, not a curated record. The transcript is spliced from 19 exons. NCBI's taxonomy places the organism in Eukaryota, Metazoa, Chordata, Mammalia, Artiodactyla, Balaenopteridae. Gene Ontology annotation, molecular function: fatty acyl-CoA hydrolase activity. The coding region runs from base 988 to 2337 and encodes 449 amino acids. Gene Ontology annotation, cellular component: mitochondrion. Gene Ontology annotation, biological process: acyl-CoA metabolic process.